AUGGGAGAUAACUACUCCUUUGAAAAGAGCGCUCUUUAUGCCGAUUUGUUUGGAUAUAAACUCUACCUACAAACAAAGAAUCAACACAGAGCAACCGUGUUAGGUCUUAAAGAAUCUAAAUCAACAGAAGAUGGUUCAACUUAUACUAGGUGGGGAAAAUCUUCAUUUCCUGGUAAUGGCACAGAGACUAUAUAUACUGGACUUGUUGCGGGAUCACACUAUACUCAAAAAGGUACAUCGGUCAACUACCUGUGUGGCGCAAUUAUCUACGGAGCUGAAUACGAGUUUGACCAUCACAGCCGGUCAUAUUUCUUUGGUCGAGAAAUAACUGAUCAGGAUCCACCCUGUGCUGUUUGCCGAACUGAACGGCCAACCGUAAUAAUGAUUCCUGGCAGUCGACAAUGCCUCGAUGGCUGGACAAUGGAAUACAACGGCUAUUUAAGCAGUAGGUAUUACGAUCAUCCUGCAGCUACCGAGUUUGUUUGUCUAGAUGUCGACCCGGAAGUUAUUUCUGGCGGAACUUCUAAUAAUGACAGCAAGCUUUUUUACCUAACGGAACUCCGAUGCCUUUCCUCCUCGCUUUGUCCGCCAUAUGUGAAUGGUCGAGAGCUUUCGUGUGUUGUGUGCUCCAAAUGAAUUGCUUUAAAAUCAACCGUUCAAGACUGAGUUAGUAUAUAAACUUGAAACAUGGUCAUGGUAUAUGUCCAGUUUUUACAACAGUAUUUAAUGUGUUGGAAAUUUAUUAAAUAGUAAAAGUUAUAUAAAUUGUAUGUGACGUCCUAUGUACAGCUCAUGGAUUGACCAAU
This is a messenger RNA of Mya arenaria, 806 nucleotides long. RefSeq lists its product as uncharacterized. The transcript is spliced from 4 exons. The record is from RefSeq and is a predicted model, not a curated record. NCBI's taxonomy places the organism in Eukaryota, Metazoa, Mollusca, Bivalvia, Myida, Myidae. Bases 1 to 636 code for a protein of 211 amino acids.